Molecule: messenger RNA, 396 nt
Organism: Aethalodelphis obliquidens (Pacific white-sided dolphin)
Lineage: Eukaryota; Metazoa; Chordata; Mammalia; Artiodactyla; Delphinidae
Gene: ATP5ME
Product: ATP synthase membrane subunit e
Exons: 4
Coding region: 128-343 (71 amino acids)
Biological process (GO): proton motive force-driven ATP synthesis
Cellular component (GO): proton-transporting ATP synthase complex
Molecular function (GO): proton transmembrane transporter activity
Source: RefSeq, a predicted model, not a curated record
GCGCCUUCUCGCUGCUGACGGCGCAUGCGCCCAGCCGGGUGAGCGUCUGCGUCUCCAAUGUUUUCCGGGCCCUUGGAGCGUCCUCCUCGGUCCGCGUUGUGCUUCCGGCGCGAAGGUCACGGGCAAGAUGGUGCCGCCAGUGCAGGUCUCUCCGCUCAUCAAGCUCGGCCGUUACUCCGCCUUGUUCCUCGGCGUGGUUUACGGAGCCAAGCGCUACGAUUACCUGAAACCCCGGGCAGAGGAGGAGAGGAGGAUAGCAGCUGAGGAGAAGAAGAAGCAGGAUGAGCAGAGGCGCAUUGAGAGAGAACUGGCAGAAGCCCAAGAGGACAGCAUAUUAAAGUGAGCCCGCCUUUCCCCGGAGCAGUGUGGAUGAAUAAAGCCUCCUGUACUGUGUGA